GGAGAUCACUCUAGAUAAUAUUCCCUCAGCUGCUGUCAGGAGAAAGUAUCAAAAUUGAUGAAUUUCUGUUUACCGGGUUUGCGUCUAUUUCACCACAAACAUUACUUAAUCUAUUUUCAGAUAAUCUCCAGUUUGACGAAGGGUGGAAUUACACGACUGACACACUCAAGCUUGCAUUGUAUCAAUGAAAACGACAUACGACAAAUUCUUGAAAAUCCCACAUGUUCAAAGUCAAUACCAACCAGUCAGCAACUCAACAGAUUCUCUUCAGAUUCUAGUAAUUCCCAAAUGGCUUACGAUGUCAAAGAAGCUGCCAUUGGAGUCGAAAUAAGAGGAAUCAAUUUGAAUGAACCGGUUUCAGAAGACUUAAUUAAGAAGUUUAAAGAGGACGUUCAUAAACAUCGGCUUCUAAUUUUCAAAGACCAGGGUGUUGUGUCAGGUGAACGUCACGUAGAAAUAAGUCGAUGGUUUGGGGAGUUGGAAUCAACAUUCUACAAACACCAGCGAUCAACCCAUCCUGACGUGUUUCGGGUGUCGAAUGAUGAACGAGAGGGAUGUCGGAACGUGGGACGGACGGGCUGGCACAUAGAUGGGAGUUUUAUGAGGGCACCCUUCUCGUUUUCCAUCUAUCACAUGGUUGCUGUGCCCAAGAUGGGUAAUACAGAUUUUGUGCCGCUGAAGGAGCUGGUGGAGAGUUUGAGUUCGGAGACGCGGCAGCGGUGGGAGAGAUUGUGGAUGGUCAGCGACCGUCGGUCAAGUCUUUUCCAUCCUCUCAUUUAUCCCCAUCCUGUUACAAGGCAUCCAACGCUGUGUUUCCACCUGGGAAUGACCGAUUCCUUUGUGUGGGACAUGGGAACAGACGAGGAGAGAGAAACCGACAUGAAUGAAACAGUGCAGAUCCUCAAGGAAAUACACCGAGAAAUAACCAAGGACAACAGAUGUCUUGUGUAUUCUCACAAGUGGGAGGUUGGAGACUUCAUCGUCUCGGACAACCUGUCAGUAGGUCACGAGGCCACUCCGGAGACACAGCACCCGAAGUCAGAGGUCGGACUGCGAGUCUUACACCGAACGACGGUCAAGGGAACUCACGAACCCAAGAAGUAGCAUGUCGAUUAUGUGUUGCCUUCACAUAUGUAAAUCUGCUACUUCAUAUUUGAAAAUGACAAGUUACUGAUAUGUUGUUAUGUGUUCUAAUGUGCUUGUUUGCAUCUGUGAUCUCAGCCUCUGUGCCAGUGACAAGUGUAGGACUGUUUAACUUGUGUAUGAAAAUUCAUUAUCAUAGCAGGGAUAGAAACUAACAUAUUUAGUCCACUAGUCCUUAUAAUGAUAAUAUAUAGCAAAACCCUUAAAAAUGGCAAAUUUCUACUAGUCCUUAUGAUACCUUAACCAUUGGGCAGUUUGGCAAGGACUAUGGGAUUAGUGCCAAUUUCUAACGCUGUCAUAGUACAGUCAAGUCCCUUGCAUCUGACAUGGAUGGUCGCAUAUGAUAAUGUCAGAUUAACAAGUAUGUUGGAUAAACGAAAUUAAGUUGUAUCAACAUUCAUGAUCGAAAAUAGGACAACUACACAUCAGAUAACGAUACAAACACAUAAUAAAAAAUUAAAUACUCAUAUUGUUUUGUUACAUUGUUAGCUGAAUAUGUUUUCUAAUAUUGCAACCUCUAAAGCUUAACACAAAACUACUGUUGACUGAUUCAAAAUACUUUUGAAAGAAUAGUCUGGAAUGGAAGUCACCAGUUUUGUAUAUUUCAGGCAUUAAUUGUUUAUUGUUAAGCAAACUGCAGCCACAAGCCGACUUGUCUGGCAUCGUAUCAUGGGGCUGUGUACUCGCGGGCAGAUGACCAGAGAAUACGCUGAUCAUUGUGUCGGAUAAACGAGACUGAUUAAUGAGUGAUUUCGGUAAGUGUGUCAGAGUCAGAGUGCGAGACUGUUGGAUUAACAGGCUAAAUAGCUCUGAUUUAAUUGUUUCCCAUCAUUUGUGUCAGAUAAAGCCGAUUGUCAGAUUAACAGGUGUCUGAUUGAAGAGACUUGACUGUAUUUCCAUUGCAGACAUUUUCUAAAUUACUUACAAUUACUUAAAUUUUACAAUAAGGAAUCACAUUAAAUACAAUUUCUCUUCCUUCUGAGACUGUUUUUAAUUCUGAAACAAACUUCAAAAGAAGGUGAUUAUGUGCACCCCUGUCAAUUGUCAUUAUGUCAUCUACAGAAUCAUGAGAGAGUAAAAGCAAGGAUUUCAAUGAAUAUUUUCAUGCAUAGUUUUGUGUAUAUAUCAGUUUUGACCUGAAGAAUUUUGCCAGAGACAAACAUAAAUAGUCAGAACAAUUAGACUUGCCAAGUCUGCUGUCACCAGACAGAAUAGCUGGACUGGCAUGCACAUGUUUGACAUAAUCCAGCAAGCGAAGCA
Haliotis rufescens (red abalone) is the source of this 2403-nucleotide messenger RNA. RefSeq names its product (R)-phenoxypropionate/alpha-ketoglutarate-dioxygenase-like. The transcript has 4 exons. NCBI's taxonomy places the organism in Eukaryota, Metazoa, Mollusca, Gastropoda, Lepetellida, Haliotidae. The record is from RefSeq and is a predicted model, not a curated record. Gene Ontology annotation, molecular function: oxidoreductase activity. The coding region runs from base 58 to 1104 and encodes 348 amino acids.